This is a messenger RNA of Helianthus annuus (common sunflower), 534 nucleotides long. RefSeq lists its product as uncharacterized. The record is from RefSeq and is a predicted model, not a curated record. NCBI's taxonomy places the organism in Eukaryota, Viridiplantae, Streptophyta, Magnoliopsida, Asterales, Asteraceae. The transcript has 2 exons. Gene Ontology annotation, molecular function: nucleic acid binding; zinc ion binding. Bases 1 to 534 code for a protein of 177 amino acids.
AUGAAAAACCAUGAAACUCGUCCAGUUGGUACAACCCCAUUCCCAGAAGUGAAUGUGGCAACAUAUAAUGACCAAAGUGGAAGUCACGGACAUGGUCGUGGCUAUCAACGUGGGCGUGGUCAUGGUAGUCGUGGUCGUGGUCGUGGUCAUGGACGUGGUCGUGGACGUGCAUAUGGUAAGAAGUUGCAUGAUAAUGAAAAGAAAUCCAAUGAUGAAAGAGGUAAAAAGAAAAGUGGAACCUCAUCUAAUGCAUGCUAUCGAUGUGGUGGUAACAACCACUGGGCUGGUACAUGUCGUACAGCCAGACACUUAGUAGAGCUUUACCAACAAUCUAUAAAAGACAAACAAAAAGGAAUAGAGACAAAUUUCACAUAUGAAGAUGGAAAUGUUGAUGUCCCAAGAGGUGAAAAGGACCAUACUAAUGCAACUAAUCUAGAUUAUGAUGAUUUCCUUAUCGAGCAAGCUAAUUUGGAUUCUGGUGAUAUCUUGGCUGAUACAAACCAGUUGGAUGCUUGCAAUUUUCCCUAUGCAUGA